Molecule: messenger RNA, 1497 nt
Organism: Sorghum bicolor (sorghum)
Lineage: Eukaryota; Viridiplantae; Streptophyta; Magnoliopsida; Poales; Poaceae
Product: calcium uniporter protein 6, mitochondrial-like
Exons: 4
Coding region: 322-810 (162 amino acids)
Biological process (GO): mitochondrial calcium ion homeostasis; calcium import into the mitochondrion
Cellular component (GO): uniplex complex; mitochondrial inner membrane
Molecular function (GO): uniporter activity; calcium channel activity
Source: RefSeq, a predicted model, not a curated record
AAACAACAGCCUGAGAUACGAUGACCAUCAUUUUGCAAGAACAAGAGGCGACAAAAAUCACAGCGAUCGAGCCUGAGGACAAAUAGAAAUGUGGUCCGGGAUGAAGGAAAGAGAAGUGAUAGGGAUUUUGCCCGAGGAAUCAAAGCUUACUGCUAUGAAUUAACUCAGACGGUGGCGGAGAGUACCCAGACAGCAGUUCAUGCUGUGAAAUGGUCUAAACCUCCUCAUGGAGUUUUGACUUUUGAAACUGAAUUGCGAUGCUUCAUUCAGGCAGCGGCAAAUUUGGAUGUUGGCAAACUCAUUCUGGAAACAGAUGCCUUGAUGGUCCAGCAAGCAAUGAGGUCAGACAAUUUUGAUGCAUCAAUGCCUGAAGAGUUGGUAAUAGGGCAGCAGGAAGAGGAAACUAGCGAAGCCGUGCGCCAGCCGACCGCCACUGCCGCUCUCCUCCUCCACGCGCGCCGCUUCUCCCCGCCGCCGCCGCCGCCUCUGCCGCGGCCGGCGCAGGCGGAGCCCGAGCCGGCGGAGGUGACGCCGGCCGAGACGCGGCGCCUGGUGCGCCUCGUCGGCGUCGAGGCGCUGAAGCGGCGCCUGCGGGACGGCCGGGACGAGGUGGUCGGGUGCGGCCAGCUCCUCGACGCCUGCGUCGAGGCCGGCGCCGCGCGCACGCACGCCGAGGCCGAGGAGCUCGCCCGGGCCCUGGACCACGCCGGCGUCGUCCUGCUCUUCCGCGACAAGGCCUACCUCCACCCCGAGAAGGGAGCAACGAGAAGACUUGGACGGCACAGCGAGGAGGCAGGUUACCAUUGUUGACGCCCGGUACCUGUUAGACGAUUUGUGUCAACAGGGGAUUAUUAGAGCCCAGUGUUGGGGAAAUAGAGAGAGAACUACACAAAGGUUGUCAACUCCUUCUACAUGGAAUGUUUAAGAUCGCUUCACAGGUACUUUUCAGGGCGACUUUUUGGAUCAGACAAUGGUCCAUGUUGUCUAAAGAGGAAGAGGGAAGAAAUAUGAAGGAGGGCUGCAGGCGUCUAGAAGGCCUGGCGCUGCAAGUUUUUGGUUCUAAUUGGUGGAGGAACCAAAAAAGGAUAGAAAAGUAAAGUCCAGAAGCUGGCAGCAGACAUCUGGAAGGAGUGACUCUACACUUCUGAGGUUCCUGGUGAAGUAUCAGAAGGCUAUGGAGGUGGAAUCAGUUGAUUGAUUUUGUUUCAGUUAGCUGAUUGGAUGUGGCUUAAUGUCCCAGCUGGUCACUGUGCUUGUUUUGUUAGGCUUCCAUUUAGUUUGAUCACUGAGCUGAACUUUGGGUUGUGUCUCAUCUUUGUUGUAAGGUUCCAGGUGCUUAAACUGAACUCCCUGCUUAGCAGGCUCGGGGCUAUGCCCCACUCUUGUAAGUUUGGUCUUAAGCAAUCACUUGUGAUUGUGAAGGCCGGAAUGUUUUGAUUCCUUUAUCUAAAAAAAAUAGGGCAGCACAUGCUAUGGCUGCUCUGGGUUUUGGUUGCA